GUGGCGUCAGUUUACCGUCAUACGACCCUCCAGAUUCCAAGUGAAGUUCACACAAGCACCGGCCCGUCAGGAGCGCGUGGGAGUGCGCUUGUGGGAAAGUGGGCGCGAGCGUACCGGAGGCGUUCGCUCGCGCCGCGGCUCGGGAACAAGGAACUUCGACGCUCAACUGCCCAGCAAGAUCAAUGAACGUGAAAUUCAUCAUGUUUCUUUCGCCCUAGCUCACGAAACACCUGGAAUAUUUCUUGAGCUGAUUUCAAAUCAACCCACCCACACCUCACCAUGCUCCUCUACUCCUGCUGUUGACCUUUGACCUCUGACAGCGAUGGCAGACCGCUCGGUGGCUCCGGGUCAGAUGUACAUAGAGGUGGAGUUCGACUAUGAGUACAAAUCCAAAGACCGUGUGAUCAUCAUUAAACAGGGAGAAAGUUACCUGCUUGUGAAGAAGACCAAUGAAGACUGGUGGCAGGUGCGCAAGGACGAGGCCAGUAAGGCCUUCUAUGUCCCAGCGCAGUAUGUGCGGGAGGUGCGACGGGCUCUCAUGCCCCCUCCUAAACCUCUCAGUGCAGCAGGCCGAGGGGGGACUGGACCCAUUCGACCAUCUGGCCUGGAGAUCCAGCGGCCAGAUGAGAACAAAAAGAGCCCGUGUCCCUCUCCCUCCGGCAAUGCUUUACUGCCGCCCAAUGAUGACAGAGGUAGCCCGGGCAGCCCGACGGCACAAGUCCCCCCAACACAAAUGAACACGUUACCUGGCUCACUUCCUCGUUCCAGAGCCAAGUCCCCAAGUCGCAAUGUAGAUGGAGAGAAGGAUAAAGAUAAAGAGUUGGAGAAGAGCAGUCGUGGACCAGAAAAAGGUGCAAUUCAUGAAGAGUUUGCCGGAGAGGGAGGUGGCUUGGAUAAGAACCGAAAUGAUUCAGAAUCCGGGGAUGAUCUCAGCAGUGGUUCAACUGAUAACCUACAGACUUUAGGUUCAGGGCAGGGCAGGCCUGACUCUCCUGUCUACAUAAACCUGCAGGAGUUGAAGAUCUUUCAGUCCUCCAUCCCUCCACUGCCGUCCUCCUCUCCGUUCCACACCAAUGGCGACUGGGAGACUCACAAAGACCAGAAUGGCAGACACUUCUACUACAACAGCAGCACGCAGGAGAGGACCUGGAAACCCCCAAGGGCACGGGACAGCCUCACCAGGAAAGAGGAAAAACAAGACAUGACUGACACUGAGUCGUCAGAGAAAUGUGGCAAUUUAAACAUGACUAAAAUCACUGAACAUGGAAAAAAGGUCCGGAAGAACUGGACCUCCUAUUGGACAGUUUUGCAGGGUUCUUCACUACUAUUUAAUAAGGGUCAAGGGGGCGGGACUGGUUGGUUUGGAAGAGACCAGAAGCUGGAGUUCAGUGUGGAACUCAAAGGAGGUUCAGUGGACUGGGCAUCUAAAGACAAAUCGAGCAAGAAACAUGUUCUAGAGCUGAAGACCCGGCAGGGCAUGGAGCUCCUCUUGCAGUCAGAUAACGACAGCCUCAUCAGUGAGUGGCACAAGGCUUUGACUGAAGCCAUACACACAUAUGCAUGGGAGUCUGAUGAGGCCAUUGAAGAAGACAUGCCAGAAUCUCCUGACACUGAGAAACAUGACAAAGAAAAAGAGCAAAGAAACUCCAAGAAGGGCAGAGAUAUUAAGAAAUCCGUAAGCAUGGAUAAUGCAGAGCAGAAGAAGAAGACCAAGCUGAUGAAGCUCCUCACAGGCAGACCAACUUUACAGGCCGUCAAAGACAAGGGCUACAUUAAAGAUCAGGUGUUUGGCUCCAGUUUGAGCAGUCUUUGUCAAAGAGAGAAUUCCACCGUCCCUCACUUUGUCUCGAUGUGCAUUGAGCAGGUGGAGAAGAACGGGUUAGGAGUGGAUGGUUUGUACAGAGUCAGUGGAAAUUUGGCCAUUAUACAAAAACUGAGAUUUGCUGUUAAUCACGAUGAUAAAGUGGAUUUAGAGGACAGUAAAUGGGAAGACAUUCACGUGACCACUGGAGCUCUGAAGAUGUUUUUCCGUGAGCUACCAGAACCGCUGUUCCCCUACGCUUUCUUCAACAACUUCAUCACUGCUAUCAAAAUGCCUGAUUAUAAGCAGAAAGUUCAGGCGGUUAAGGAUUUGAUGAAGCAACUGCCACGGCCUAACCACGACACCAUACAGGCGCUCUUCAAACACCUGAAGAAAGUGAUCCAGCAUGUCGACGAGAAUAGGAUGACCACGCAGAGUGUAGCCAUCGUGUUCGGCCCGACACUUCUACGCCCAGAGGUAGAGACGGCAAAUAUGGCCGUGCACAUGGUCUACCAGAAUCAGAUCGUUGAGCUCAUUCUUAUGGAAUAUGAGAAGAUAUUUGGCAGGUAGGUCACAUGCACAGGAACACUUUGACCAAACCCAGUGGGACAGUUACUGCUGAAGACUGAACAGCCCAUUGACUGCCAGUCUGAACACUGUUUUGAUAUGUUUACAUGAGAGGAACACCUGCAUUAAAAACAAAAAACACCACUCUGUCUUCAAGAUAAACAGUCAAAUCCUUUCUCAUAUCUUUAUUGGACUAAAUAAUUGUUAUUUUUUUUGACUGGAUGUCAUAUUAUUUUUAUAUAUACCUAAAUCCAUUGGACUGUCAUUUUUGGACCAUUUUUGGAUUCAUUUGGAGCAACGAGGGCUUGAAAUAUGAACGUUUUCUGUCCGACUGAAAACCGUGGGAGAAAUCUGAUGCUUCAUUUUAGAUUUCCGUUCACUACAAGUACUACGUUUUGCAUCACGUCUUUCUGUGGUAAUACUGUAAUAUGGUUUGGAACAACACAUCAACUGAUGGACUGAUAUGAUAGACUUGGAUUUUAUUCUAUACUAAAAACUCAUUUUCACGGGAAUGGAUUGCAUUCUGUUCUGGGCUCCCGGAAGUUACCCCUGAGAUGACCACUGCUGGGAAACACUGGAGUUAUUGUCUAGACUCUCAAGAUUCGGACACACAAUCUUUUGUUUGAGUCUCGGCCACGAUUUCUUGAUUAUUGAUCCAACAUCAAAGGAUGUACAAACUCUUGAGCUAUGAAAAUAUAUGUCAAUUAUAUUUCAGGCUGUAUGAGUGCAUCUGUCCCCUUCGGUCCUUAGAGAGACACUGAAAGGAAA
This is a messenger RNA of Sinocyclocheilus rhinocerous, 3136 nucleotides long. RefSeq names its product rho GTPase-activating protein 12-like. Gene Ontology annotation, biological process: signal transduction; regulation of GTPase activity. NCBI's taxonomy places the organism in Eukaryota, Metazoa, Chordata, Actinopteri, Cypriniformes, Cyprinidae. Gene Ontology annotation, molecular function: protein binding. The coding region runs from base 323 to 2371 and encodes 682 amino acids. Gene Ontology annotation, cellular component: cytoplasm. The record is from RefSeq and is a predicted model, not a curated record. The transcript has 14 exons.